CCCAGCACCAGGGACAGGGAUCCCCAUCCUCCUCCGGCCUGAUCCGCUUAGGAGCCGGGUUUGCACACUUUCACCGGCCGUGUGAUGUCAUAGCACAGAUUGUAACCUUCCAGAAAUGAUAUGACGACCGGUUCUCGUGAGCUGGGUACGGAAGUCCAGUGUGUUCUCCUGACCCUACAUUGGCCACCAUGCCAUCCUUGCCUAAUGAGUCUGAUGCGUCCUCCAGCUUGUCCCUGGGCACAGCUUUAGCUUAUCAGUCCAAUGGCUCUAACAGGAGAAAGAUACGAAAAAAGAGGAAAAGUGGCAUCAUCACGGCCAACGUUGCUGGAACCAAGUAUGAGAUCGUCCGUGGAGUAAUCGAGGAGAUGCACUUUGUGAAGAGCCGGGAUGAUGAUGAAACUGCUAACCUUAUCUGGAGCGACUGUGCCGUACAACAUGAGAAAAUUGCUGAGCUCAGGAACUAUCAGAGAAUCAACCAUUUCCCUGGGAUGGGAGAGAUCUGUCGGAAGGACUGCCUUUCAAGAAACAUGACCAAAAUGAUCAAGUGUCAACCUCAUGAAUACAGCUUUAUUCCCCGCACCUGGAUAUUCCCCGCAGAAUACACUCAGUACCAAAAUUACGUGAAAGAAUUAAAGAAGAAAAAGAAGCAGAAAACCUUUAUUAUCAAGCCGGCCAAUGGAGCAAUGGGUCACGGGAUAUCUCUGGUCCGAAAUGGGGAAAAGCUGCAGGCUCAGGACCACCUCAUUGUUCAGGAAUAUCUUGAUAAACCAUUCCUGCUGGAAGGAUACAAGUUCGAUUUGCGCAUCUACAUCCUGGUGACGUCCUGCGAUCCCCUGAGGAUAUUCCUGUAUAAUGACGGGCUGGUCAGGAUGGGCACGGAGAAGUAUCAUCCUCCCUCAGAAUCCAACCUGAACCAGCUGUACAUGCACCUUACUAACUACUCCGUGAACAAACAUAACGAGAACUUUGAGCGGGAUGAGACUGAGGAUCGCGGCAGUAAACGCUCCAUCCGGUGGUUUACUGAAUUUCUUCGUGCCAAUGACCAUGACGUGGCCAAGUUUUGGAAUGACAUUUCUGAAUUAGUUGUGAAAACUCUAAUAGUAGCAGAACCACAUGUUCUCCAUGCCUACCGGAUGUGCCGACCCGGCCAACAGCCUGGCAGUAACAGCAUCUGCUUCGAAGUGCUUGGUUUUGAUAUUAUUCUGGACAGGAAGCUGAAACCCUGGCUGCUUGAGAUCAACCGAGCUCCCAGCUUCGGAACAGACCAGAAGAUCGACUACGACGUCAAGAAAGGAGUUUUGCUAAAUGCAUUAAAACUUCUGAACAUCAGAGCGAGUGAUAAAAAGAAAAACUUGGCCAAACAGAAAGCGGAGGCUCAGAAGAGGUUGUAUGGUCAGGGAUCCAUGAAGAGGCUGUCCCCGGGAUCUUCUGACUGGGAGAAACAGCGCCACACGCUGGAGAGGAGGAAGGAAGAGCUGAAAGAACGACUUGCUCAGGUUCGGAAACAAAUCUCUAAGGAGGAAUAUGAGAAUAGGCACAUGGGGAACUACAGGCGUAUCUACCCACCUGAGGAUAAACUGCUGUUAGAAAAAUACGAGGGUCUUCUCGGCACUGCCUUCCAGACGUUCCUUGCCGGCAGAGCCGCCUCCCUUCAGCGAGAGAUGAAUAAUCCUCUGAAAAGGAUGAAGGAAGAAGACAUCUUAGAUCUCCUUGAGCAAUGCGAGCUGGAUGAUGAGAAACUGUCUGGAAAAUCCACUCGGCAGCGAGAACCACGUGCGUUGUCUUCUAUGCCGGAGUGUACACAGACCUCAAAGAAGAAAAGCUACAGCAGUUCUAACAGCAGCAGCUCCGGUGGUGACAGUAGUUCCGACUCCGAGGAGGAGAAAUUGGUGAAAGAGAAGAAGGUCUCCUACGACCUGGACGAGCAGAAGUUCAAAUCAUUGGAGAGGUCCAGUACGUUCACAUUUGGUAGAGUCCAUUGUAAGCCUCCCAUUAAAUCGCGGCCGUUUACCUAUUCAUCUCCAUCCUCAUCAUCCACUCCGAUUAGGCGCUCUGUGAGCUGCCCUCGCUCCAUCACAGCACUUAAUGCGCAGUCUCCACACAUGGAGCAGCAGCAGCAGCGACCACUCUCGUCAAAAGUAACUGCACAAGUCUCGAGGCCGUCUUCAGGGAACCGGACCAAUUCAUUGAAUCGUAGCUCAUCGUCACAUAGAGUGCCACACACAGGGACUUGCAGCAGUAUGUACCCAACGCUGAAUGAAACAGGGCUACAUCACCUAACAAAAGACCAGGAGGAGGAGCUCACGAAACAGACCUUACAUGUUCUUCAGAAUAUGAGGAUCAGGUUUCCAGGGAAGAUGGACGAAGAUGAAACCUGCGCUAUUAUAGAUGAAAUCAUGGAGAACUGGCGAUAUCACAAACCCAAGUUAGCCUCUUACUGGUUAAUCAAACUGGAUUCUGUGAAGCAGAGAAAGAUUUUGGACAUUGUGAGAACAUACGUUCGUUCGGUUCUUCAGCGGAUCUGGAAAGUGUCUGAUGUAGAGUGCUUACACCUGUACCGGAGUUUUAAUCGCGUGUUCAAUCGUCUCCUGUGGAGUCACGGCCAAGGACUGUGGAGCUGCUUCUGUAAUUCCAGCAGCACCUCGUGGGAGACAAUAUUCAGUAAGAGCACCGAGGUCGUGACACCCGAUCAGCUCCAGUGUUGUCAUCGGCUGGUCCAGCUCUGCAAAAACUGCCUGCUAGUGGUUUACAAAUAUGCAACAGAUUCACGAGGCUGCGCGGCGGGUGUGAGUCCAGAUGGGAGCGACACAAGGUACUUACUGCCAGUGGUCCCUCAGUUCAGCAUUAAAAUGACGUCUUCCAGCGCCGGCUCGUCCGGAUUGUCUCGUUCCGGCUUUGUCUUUACCUCUCGACUCACCCAAUACUGAAGAACCGGAAUGUUGUCCUUUAGUUUGUUUUUAGUUUUUUAAUUUUGUGCCCUGUAAAUAAUAGCAUUAUAAUUUACAACUUAAUUUCAUAUGGUGCUAAGCACAGCUAUCACGCCGCUCCUACGGCAAAUUACUGAUCACGUAGAGCGGAUGUUGUAAACCAGCGGGCUGCACGGUGGAUUUUGGGUGGUGUGAGAAUACAACUCCCAGGGGUCUCGGGGCAUGCUGGGAGUUGUAGUCUCACAACAGCCACACAGCUACCGGUUAAAGCUCGCUGUUUAUAAGGUCCUCGAAUGUCUAGAUACCAAGUUAGAUUACUCGCCGCGUGUAAAACGUAGAAUGCUAACUUAUUUUGCUCGUACGACGUAAGGAAUGACGUGCUAUGUAUUACUAUACUGUAUAUUGCCUUUCAGAUAAAGUGCACCCGUCAUACACGCAUGGAACUGGCAGCCAUGUAGUGUGCAGUAGGACUGCAGCUUGUGUACCGACUGGCUUGCCAGUCACAAAAUGGCCACCGUCACCCCAGUGAAGUGCCAGGUGCACAUUACCAUGCUGGAAUGCUAAAAAGAAAAAGCCUAAAGUAGAUAAGUAGCAUAAAUCGUAAUGACAAUAUCAGCCAAUAUUACCGUCUAAUGUCCAUUCCGGACAUUUAAUAGGGUUGUAGCGGUUGCCCAUAGCAACACAUCAGAGCCCUGCUGAAAUGAAAGUUGGAAUCUGAUUGGUUGCUAAGGGGAGAUAUGUUUUGCAAAGGAAAAGCGGAGGAGUUCCCAUGGCAACCAAUCAGAUUUUAGCUCUCAUUUUUCGGAGGCUCUUAAGAGAAUGUAAGCAGCCAUCUGAUUGGUUGCUUUCAGAAACUGCUUUACAUUGCUUUUAUAAUCUCCCAUCAGAUAGACCUUCCCCAUUCAUGGCUUCUCGAAUCAAAAACAACAAAGGAAUUUUUUUUAAUUUUCAAUUUUUAUGAAUUCUGAACUUUGUUUUUAAGGGGUUGUCCUGCCUUUACUAAGUGAUGGCCUAUCCUCAUAAUAGGUCAUCAGUGUCUGA
This is a messenger RNA of Bufo bufo (common toad), 3968 nucleotides long. RefSeq names its product tubulin tyrosine ligase like 7 (gene TTLL7). The record is from RefSeq and is a predicted model, not a curated record. NCBI's taxonomy places the organism in Eukaryota, Metazoa, Chordata, Amphibia, Anura, Bufonidae. Gene Ontology annotation, biological process: microtubule cytoskeleton organization; protein polyglutamylation. Gene Ontology annotation, cellular component: cilium. Bases 189 to 2927 code for a protein of 912 amino acids. Gene Ontology annotation, molecular function: tubulin-glutamic acid ligase activity; tubulin binding. The transcript is spliced from 21 exons.